Messenger RNA from Leptosia nina, 1308 nucleotides. NCBI's taxonomy places the organism in Eukaryota, Metazoa, Arthropoda, Insecta, Lepidoptera, Pieridae. The record is from the annotation of a GenBank genome assembly.
AUGCCUCAUCAAUCUGGUUCACCUUUAAAACGUCGCAAGAGCCGUGAACUUAGAGGAGGUAUCUUAUAUACCGACUGUUACUGUUUACGGCGGAACGGGCUGCAGUAUGACUGUCGCAGAAGCGGUUGUCAGGAUUCAGAACUGUGCCAAGUUCUGCCAGCACCGCUCUGCGGGCCCGCGCACACAGCAUGUAUUAAGCAUCGCUCGAAUCCUCACGCAGAACCUUUAUUUAGCAUUUGCAAAAUGCGGAAGAAUAAUACAGCGUGUUCACCGUGUGGUCCGAUGGUUUGUUACAAAUAUGAAGACUGCGGACCUCCACUUCAGUGCUUACCGAGAUCUGCGUUCAAACGCAACGGCCUACAAGAUUGCCAGUUCUUCCAGCAAGGGUCCAUUCGCUAUCUAUGCAGGGAGGGCCCCAGUUGUCCGAAGCCUUGUCCGCCGCCCUGUCCGCCGUGCGUUCGACGACCGCCUCCCGGGAAGACCUACAAAGGCAGGUCUGAUGAUGCGACGCCUCAGACGGAGGAGGGAAGCGCUGAAAAAAAGGAUGAGAAGGAAAACCAACUCAAAAGAACAAAAAGCCGCGAGCUCCGGGGUGGCAUAAUGUACUACAGUUGUCAUUGCAUUAAACGGAACGGGCUGCAGCACGAUUGCAGGCGCACGGGCUGCGGCGGCGAGCCGUCGUGUUUGGUUUUGCCCGAUCCCCUUUGCGCGCCUAGCCAGUUGGCGCGCGCGCGAGGAUUAGCCGAUCCGACGCCUCUAGCAGAACAUUAUAGGGCGCAAGGUGGCGGCGCCGGCGCCGGCGUGUCGACUGCCCCUAGCGGUUCCACUAGCGGCGGGAAAAGAUUCAUAGUUUGCGAAUUAAAAGGAAUCGUACCUGACAUGCAGACGGACAAAUCGAGUAAAUGCUGUAAGUGUCCACCUUCGUUGGGUACUUUGUCUCGAAACCCUGCCUACGUGCGACCUGAUGCACCUUCUAUGUUUGUAUUCGAUGAAAAAACAUUGGAGGGUUUAAUAAGUAGGUUCAAUAGUGAGGACGUUAAGCCGAGCGACGACACUUUAGUUAUAGGACCCGGUGGUCGACCUCGUAGGCCUAAAGUAGAGGCACCUAAGGAAAUUUGCUCCCGAGCCGGCUGCGUGCACUGGAAACCGCCACCGCCGUGUGUCUGGAACGCUCCUUGCAAAGCGGACUGUUUCGAGGCGGCUCCGGGCAUUCGACCGGGACGCAAUCCACUCGCAGGUGGCGGUUCCAAUGUACAAGGAUCGAAUAAAGCGGAUGAUAAAAUCAAAAUUCUUACGCUUGUUCAAUGA